GCCACAGUAGCAAACAUCAGGGUUCCAGACGGAGAGCCAGUCGCUUGCACAGCCAUGGACGCCGCAGCAGCCCAGCCGGCAGGGAGGUCAGGGCCAAGAGCAGCCGUUGUGUGCAGGCUGCUCAUUCAGCAGCAUCAGAUGUCGCCUGCAGGACCGAUGCUCGCUCCUCUGCCGGCACCGCAGGGCUGCCCGCAGCACCGUCUACAAGACGCAGCCCGCAGCUUUCAAUUGGCGGCAGAGCAGUUGAAGAAAGCUUGCGAAAGGCUCGAUGCUGCCUCCGAAAACUUACUGAAGGCAGCUGAGUGCUUGAUGGAGUUGACAAAACGGAUGGUGGCACGGGAAGCCGCUGCUCAGGAAAGAGCUGUCGAGAUGAACAAGAACCAUCUAGAGUUGCGACUGGGGAGAAACUACGGCGCUGAAAGGCAUGGAGAUGAUCCUGCCGGACCACAUAGAAAGAAGAGGAAAGUGGAUGGGAAGAUGCCCAAGUGCAAGGGCAAGGAAGUGAUGUCCAAUGGGAGCAGCAAGGGCAACGCAGCAGGGUCAUGCACCCCAUCGGAGCCUGGUGCCGUCAGUUAG
Messenger RNA from Lolium perenne, 576 nucleotides. NCBI's taxonomy places the organism in Eukaryota, Viridiplantae, Streptophyta, Magnoliopsida, Poales, Poaceae. The record is from RefSeq and is a predicted model, not a curated record.